AUGAUUAGAUCUGUCUCUAAAACUGUUGCCAUCGACGUGGGAAGGUUUAAUUUUAUAAUAAAUUGUGAGAUAUCAUGUCGUCCCGCAAGACAGCUGGCCGUCGCGGCACCAAUAAAAAACGCGCCCAGCGUGCUACUUCAAAUGUUUUUGCUAUGUUUGAUCAGGCUCAAAUUGCUGAAUUCAAGGAGGCAUUCAAUAUGA
Messenger RNA from Parnassius apollo (apollo), 201 nucleotides. The record is from the annotation of a GenBank genome assembly. NCBI's taxonomy places the organism in Eukaryota, Metazoa, Arthropoda, Insecta, Lepidoptera, Papilionidae.